GCUUAAGCUUGAGGGUUCGUGCGAUCGAAAAUAUUCUCUCUUUGUUUUCAUUUUGACACAAGCAAUACAGAGAAAACAUGCGCGCUUCGCACCAUAAAGUGUUAAUCAAUAUAAAAUAUCAUGCGCGUUGGUUUCACCAGAUAAUAUCGUCUAAACGUAGAUAUUUUAUUUUCAUCAUUACCCUGCAAUGUGUUAGUAUUAAAAUAAAACAAAUGUUGGCUCCACAGAAGAAAUGUAACAAAAUGAUGCUUCGCCUCAACAACUUCUUAUAUGUUUUUAACUUACGUCAAGGCACAAUUUUAAUUGCCGUCCAUCAAAUCGCGUUAUCUUCCUUUUUUCUUAUUGUUUUACUCGUUGGGAUAUCCCAUCUAGGAGAGAUGUUACAACUGCUUCACAACGAUAUGAAGGACGAAGAGGAAAGACGGGGCUUUUAUGGAGUGGGUUACGGAGAUCACGUUAAAUUUCAUGAGAGCGAUGUGAUCAGCACUAACAAUCAAUUGCGGUUUAUAAAAGCGCAACGACUUGCUUCCUUUACGGUCGUUUUCCUCUACACCAGUACGAUAUUGACAACAAUUUAUCUGAUUUGUUCUAUUUCACUUCUGCACGGGGCUGUGAAGUAUAAGAGGCAGUAUAUUCUGCCAUGGAUAAUGGCUGCUUGUAUCGCCGUAGUUCUCCUGCUGACUGUUAUUAUACUCGGCGAUGGAUACCCUUGCAUUAUUAAACUAUUCGGAGGUCAUAAUAUGUAUCAUUUUGGUUGCGCUCUGUUCAUCCUUACAUUCAUCUAUGCGAUAUGCGCAGUCAGCAGUUUCGCCAUCGAAACAGGUUCAGGACAUUGCCGCACCACACAUUCACAGACGAACAGUGAUGAGAGAGGUGAACGCCUCCUGUUGCUAGACCACGCAGCACAUUCCAGUCUUCUAUCCGCAGCUCAACUCAACAAGCUAUCCCACGGAACUCUAACUCAUUUCGUUUGAAUACCUUCCACAGAUUAUUAGCCGUUUGCAAUGCUUAGCCCUCUAGCUAAUGCAAUUAAUAUUCCUUUGAAGCACAUUAGAUUCAGUUGUCCAUGUUUUUAUGUUAUAAGCGUAUUAAUAUUAAUUAUAAACAUGGACGUACUAAUUAGCUGUUGUGGGUUGUAUUCUAUGAAGCACAAGUUAUUUAUAAGUACUUACAUACUUAGUAUAAUAGGAAUAAUAUAUUAAUAAAAAUUACAAUAACUGUGAUUUUAAAAGGUUCGAACAUUUGUGGCCUUUGACAUUAUAUAUAUACAUCAUAAUAUAAAUAAUGGCUAACGUACGGUUUUACUUUUAGAAUCGAUACAACUGUGAACUGUCUUUUAUCGUGUGCUAGAACGUACAACACAAGUCAAAAUUCUUUUUAAAAACGUUCGAAUCACUUUACCGGGUAUUUUAAAUCGAAUAUUUAUUUUGUGAGAUAUUUAAAAGAUAAAUUUUAAAAUAUUUUAAAGUUUUAAAUAUCAAAUCUUAAUGUAUAUCUACUACUGUAUAUUUUAUUUUAAUGAAUGUAAUAGCUUGGCAGAGCGGUAUCUAACUACUUAGAUACGGAAGGUAUAAUGUUCUGAAAUUUCCAUGUGAGGUUCAAAAUCAGUUUGUACCUAGUUGGUUAUACUACACUAAAAUCGCGUCGUAACUACCUUUAUGGCCGUAUGGAUAAGAUAACUCGUGAUAGCAUAAGCGAUAAAUGAAAGAUGAAUGCAGGCUUUAAAUAUAUCAAAUCAGGUUUUUUUUAAAUCUAAAAGUUCAAGCUAGCUUAUGGCCUGCAACGCAUCUUAUGACUGCUAGUUUUACGCUUCCCAUCACGUGAGCCUCUUACCCGUUUGCCUUUUCUUAUAAAAAACAAAUGUACCUACUGUGUACCGCGACUGCUUAAGUAAGUACCUAGGUACCUGCCAAGCUGAUAUUAUGCACAGUACGUACACUUGGGAACAUUAUAAGAUGUCUAGUGGACUGUUGUUAUUUAGCCUUAAUUCCUACAGUACGUAAAUGAGAAUAUGAUCCUAAGAUCAUUCAUGAAAUUGUAAGUUUGACCACAUUUUGGUAGAGUUGAAAUGUUUUUUUUUUUCACAGGUUAGCUUAAACUUGUCAUUAUAUUUGACACUAUUUGAAUGAAUUAUGGUUUGAAAAUAAUGACUUACCGACAAACACUAACCGACUACAAAGUGUGAUGGAGUAACCCAUCUAGAAAUUUUGGUUGAAUAAAUACGUGACUACCAAGUUAAUUUUGAACAAAAGGAAAUAUGUACUUUCUAAAUGACCCUUAAUUUAUGAAAUACAUUGAUUUUUAGUAUUGUUAAAUAAUUAAUCAAAUAGAAUUUCAAGCAAUGAAAAUCAAGUGUUCAAAUUGUGUUGCCUCGUUGUCAUGCUAUUUAAAUAAAGAUUAUUCUAAAUA
Molecule: messenger RNA, 2409 nt
Organism: Leptidea sinapis
Lineage: Eukaryota; Metazoa; Arthropoda; Insecta; Lepidoptera; Pieridae
Exons: 4
Coding region: 78-974 (298 amino acids)
Source: RefSeq, a predicted model, not a curated record